Polyodon spathula (Mississippi paddlefish) is the source of this 1483-nucleotide messenger RNA. RefSeq lists its product as uncharacterized. Lineage: Eukaryota; Metazoa; Chordata; Actinopteri; Acipenseriformes; Polyodontidae. Bases 494 to 1108 code for a protein of 204 amino acids. The record is from RefSeq and is a predicted model, not a curated record. The transcript has 7 exons.
AAAAUACAAACUCGUAGAAGAGCCCGUUCAAUGAAUUUCGGCCAAUUUAGGAUGAGAGAUUCGCUCGCUCUCCCUCUGUCUCUGACUCACCGCAUCAGAAGGGGGGGCGGGACCGUUGAGAGCAGCAGAAACCACCGUGAAAACAGAAGCGAAGCGAGGGAGAGACAGAGAGAGGGGAGCGGGCGAGGGAGGGAGGCGGUGUGCCGCCGUGUGCGCACGAAUAAAAACUGCGCAAUUUCAAAUCGGGAGCCCUUCUCUCCGCUAAACUACCUAUUUGCAACCGGGAUGCAGUUAUACCAAACGUGAGCGAUAUAACUAUUAAAAAAGUAAAUACAAAAAAAACAAUAAAAAAAAAUAAGAAACGUCUCUCUAUUUUUUUUUUUUUUUUGGUGAGACAAUGUUGUUGUUGUUGUUGCACGUUUGCUUGAAGUUCAGUUGACUGCGGAGGUGGAUUGCGCUCAAAAGAAGAAAGAAACAAAUAAUUUUGAAGAAAAUGGUUCGAUUCGCUGGCUGCGGAUCGGUUUACAUAACUGGGUUGCAAUUUCAGAUUGCGUGGCUGAAUGACUGUCAGUCAGAAUACAACUGGAGUCCGCAUUGUUAUUUUAAAGCUGCUCAGAAAAUAUAUACAUGUAUUCAUUUGGACAUGAAUACAGCCUGUGGCGUAACAACAUAUGGUCUCGAACAGACAAUGGAGCUCCCCGGAGCAGUCAGUCGGAGGGGAGAGGAGGCUUGUAUCCGGGUGGAUUUGCUUCAGAGCACGAUGGAGGAUUCGCGAAACUCAGUGGGCGUGUCACUGCAGAACAGGGUGCCGGUUGGAGGGGGCAGGUCUUGGACCUCUCUGCAAAGGAUCCUGGGUAGAUCUCCCACAGUUCAAUUGAAAAGAUUUCCCAAGAGCAGUCGAGGCAUCACUCCCCACAAAGACAGACAGGCAGAGAGGAAGGAAGGAGUCAAGUGUGCUGGCAUUAUAUUACCAGCGCGUGUGUGUUUUAGUGUGGGGAUUGUCCUGGCUGUGCUCCUGGAGGAUCAGUCCUGCUUCCAGGGCCGGAUUCUGGGCAGCCUGCCUGGAAACAGCACUGCAACAAAGGCAGCUCUCUGCUACCGGGAGUGACCCAGGGAGUGGACUCCGGCUGGCCGGGAUGGUAAUACUGUGAAUUGGACUCCUCCCGUCUCUCUGACUGACAGUACCCCGUGGCUGGUCAGUGUUUGGUGCUAGUUGUAUCCGAGCCCGCAAGCGGGACUGCAAACGCGGAGCUGUGAUCAGAGAAAGCUGGGCUUGUAAUUUGCCGAGACACGUUGCCGUCGUAACAACACGAUUUUAAGGUAAGGCUCUCGGUAUUUAUUUGUGUGUUUUGUGUUAAUCUAAUUGGACCGGCUCAUUGAUGUGUUUUAAUAGGAAGAAGCUAGACAAAAAACAACGUGGGUAUUUUUUUUUAACGCUUUCUCGUCCAGAAAUGACUUAACUGUGUUGUUUUUUCUUUGUGGU